AUGGUUUUGGAUAUCAAUUUAUUUAGAACUGAAAAAGGAGGUAACCCAGAAAAAAUUAAAGAGUCUGAAAAGAACAGAUUUAAUGAUGUAAGUAAUGUAGAUAAAGUUAUAGAAUAUGAUGAGAAAUGGAGAAAGAGUAUAUUUAAAUUAGAGGAGUUAAAAAAAAACAUUAACCUAAUAAAUAAAACAAUAGGAAAUAAAAAAAAAGAAGAUAAAAAUGCUAAUGUUGAGGAUUUGAAACAAAAAAGUUUAAGCAUGAAAGAAGAAAUUCCAUUGAUCCAAAACGAAGAAAAACAUUUAUUAAAACAAAGAAAUACAUAUUUAGCAAAAGUAGGAAAUAUAUUAAGUAGUAAAGUUGUAAUUAAUAAUGAUGAAGAACAUAAUAAAGUGGUGCGAACAUGGGGAGAAUGCAAAAAUUAUGAACCAACCGAUUUAGAAAAAAGUGAUACAAAGAAAGUAGGUACUCCUAAUACUAAAAGAGAAGUAGGUAACAAUAAUGAUGGACAAAAUAAAGUUAGUAUAAUAAGUGAAAUAAAAAAGAAAUAUUAUUAUCAUUAUGAUUUGCUAAGAAAAAUAGGGGGAGUGAAUUUUAAGAAAGGAGUUUUAGUAGCUGGGCAUAGAGGUUAUUAUCUUACUGGUGCAGGUUUUUUAUUAAAUAAUGCUAUUAUGCAAUAUGCCAUAAAUUUUCUUGUGAAUAAAAAAUAUACACCUGUAUAUCCUCCGUUUUUUAUGAAAAAAACCAUAAUGGAGGAAUGUGCAGAGUUAGAUGAUUUUGAAGAAACAUUGUAUAAAAUAAGCUCGUCAAGUGUUGCUAGUGCUGAGGACCCGAAAAUUGCUACAAAUAAUAACAAUAAUAAUAUUUCAAAUGAAAAAUCAAAUAGAGACGACUUAUUUUUAAUAGCCACAUCUGAACAACCACUAUGUGCAUUACACAGAGAUGAAACAUUAGAAUCAAGGUAUCUGCCUUUAAAAUAUGUAGGUAUUUCUUCCUGUUUUAGAAAAGAAGCAGGGGCACACGGAAAAGAUAUUAGAGGUAUAUUGAGAGUUCAUCAAUUUGAUAAAGUCGAGCAAUUUUGUAUUUCUUUACCACAAACAAGUUAUAAAUUACAUGAAGAAAUGAUAAAAACUUGUGAAGAAUUUUAUCAAUCUUUAAAUAUUCCAUACAAAAUUGUAAAUAUCGUAUCAGGAGCUCUCAAUAAUGCUGCUGCCUUAAAAUAUGAUAUCGAAGGAUAUUUCCCUAGUAGUGGACAAUAUAGAGAAUUGGUAUCAUGUAGUAAUUGUACAGAUUAUCAAAGUAUUAAUUUAAAUAUUAGAUAUACCGAUUCAAAUAUAAAAAUAGCAGGCAUUACAAAAAGUUCAAAAGAUAAGAAUGAUGAAAAUGCUAAAGAUGAAACAAGAGAUGAAUAUGUUGAUAGUGAAUAUGAAAAAUUUAAUCAUGAUUUUCCUGUUGAAAAUAAAAAUUAUGUUCAUUUAUUAAAUGGUACUAUGGUAGCUGGACAAAGAUUUUUAUGUUGUCUUUUAGAAAAUUAUCAAAAUGGAGAAGGUAUUAUGGUCCCUGAAAAAUUAAGACCAUACAUGAACACUGAUUUUAUUCCAUUCAUAGAAUAA
Molecule: messenger RNA, 1608 nt
Organism: Plasmodium vinckei vinckei
Lineage: Eukaryota; Apicomplexa; Aconoidasida; Haemosporida; Plasmodiidae
Product: serine--tRNA ligase, putative
Exons: 1
Coding region: 1-1608 (535 amino acids)
Biological process (GO): seryl-tRNA aminoacylation
Cellular component (GO): cytosol
Molecular function (GO): serine-tRNA ligase activity; ATP binding; tRNA binding
Source: RefSeq, a predicted model, not a curated record